AUGGCAGAGGUACGCAGUGAGGUGGAGACCAGUUCUCUAGGUCUAGGAGCCCCACAGUCGGCAGAUUACCCUCAGCUACCACACCCUGCUGCAGACCCUACGCUGCCUGUAGUAGAGCCCCUGAAGGUACCGGAGGACCCCCAGCCAGAGACACAGGCUGAGCCUGACACCUGUCCACUGCCACCCAGGAGGAUGUGGGAGGACAGCUUCGACACAGAGAAUUACUCAGCGGUGUCGUGGAGGCAGUAUUUUGACCAGUCGGAGGACAUCCCAGUAGGACCGUCAGAGACCAGAGAUGUGUUCAGGGUCUACAGGAACGGUACUGAUGGACCUCUACUGGUUCUGCUGCAUGGAGGAGGACACUCUGCCUUGUCCUGGGCUGUUUUUACUACAGCCAUAGCCAGUAGGGUGACCUGCAGGGUGCUGGCCAUGGACCUCAGGGGUCACGGUUCCACCCAGGUACGUCAGUCAGACGACCUCUCCACACAGACCAUGUCUAGGGAUGUGGCCAAUGUGGUGCGAGCGUGCUACGGAGAGGCCCCUCCCCCCAUCGUCCUGGUUGGUCACAGUAUGGGCGGGGCCAUCGCUGUCCACACCGCCUCCAGCAUGCUCCUCCCCACUACUGUAGGAUUGGUGGUGAUAGACGUGGUGGAAGGCAGUGCCAUGGAGAUGCUACACAGCAUGCAGAACUUCCUGAAAGGACGACCCAGGUCUUUUGAGUCUAUUGCCCAUGCCAUAGAGUGGAGUGUUAAGAGCGGUCAGAUCAGGAACCGGGAAUCAGCACGAGUAUCCAUGGUGGGACAGAUCAAGAGGCAUGUAGAGGUGGAGGAUGUUGUUGAAUCGCCUGAGCAGGCCGUCCCUGUUAGUGACGUAGUCGUCGAGGGCAACGAGGAGAUCUGCGUUGACCCGAGCUACGUUAGCGACAAGCCAGACGGUACAUCAGAGGUGAGCAUCCCGGAACCCGAGGGUGUGUACAGCUGGCGUAUAGACCUGUCCAAAGCAGAGAAGUACUGGGACGGAUGGUUCAGAGGGAUCUCUAAUCUGUUCCUGGGAUGUAACCUGCCCAAACUCCUCCUGUUAGCAGGUGUAGAUCGUCUGGACAGGGACCUGACUAUAGGCCAAAUGCAAGGCAAAUUCAUGAUGCAGGUGCUGCCCCCUAGUGGCCAUGCAGUGCACGAGGACACACCAGACAAAGUUGCAGAUGCUCUGGCCAGCUUUCUGUUCAGACACAAGUUUGCUGAGGCCAGCAGAGGUCAGCGCACGAGCUCCUCCUACCCUUUCACGCGGUGA
Molecule: messenger RNA, 1290 nt
Organism: Oncorhynchus nerka (sockeye salmon)
Lineage: Eukaryota; Metazoa; Chordata; Actinopteri; Salmoniformes; Salmonidae
Product: protein phosphatase methylesterase 1-like
Exons: 13
Coding region: 1-1290 (429 amino acids)
Biological process (GO): protein demethylation
Molecular function (GO): protein methylesterase activity
Source: RefSeq, a predicted model, not a curated record